AUGGUAUUCUGAUUAAGGCUUAUUGGUAAAAUGAAUGAUUUGAAUGGAGCUUUCAGAAUGUUUGAAGAGAUGAAACAAAAGAAAAUACCAAUCAAUGAUGUCACAUAUGGAUGUUUGGUAGAUGCUUGUGUUAGAAAUGAUAGAUUAGAUUAAGCACUUUAAUUCAUUGAAUAAAUGAAAUCUCAAAACCUACCAAUCAACACUGUCUUAUAUACAACGAUCAUCAAAGGAUUUUGUAAGUUGAAUUAGACUGAAGAGGCUAUGAAAUAUUUCAGUCUAAUGAAAUAAAAUUAAAGAACAUAUCCAAAUCUUAUAACUUACAAUUCACUCUUAGAUGGAUUAGUUAAAAAUGGAUUGAUGAAUUAAGCAGAUAAAUUAUUCCAAGAAUUAGUAGAAUCAACAAUCAAGCCAGAUCUAAUUACAUUUAGUACUCUAUUGAAAGGACAUUGCAGAAGAGGCAACAUGAAGAGAUUGAAUGAAACUGUGUAGACUAUGCUACACUACCAGAUCAAUCCUGAUGAAUCACUAUUACAAUUGAUUCUAGAAUCUUGCUUAAAUCAAUAAUAGUAUCACAACGGGGUUCAAAUUUAUGAUUAAUUCCAACAUCAAAUUCCUCAAUCAACACAACUAUUAUUGAUCAUUAUUAGAUUACAUAGUCAAGAUAAGCAAUUAUCAUCAGCAAUCCCAUUGUUAAAUAGACUCUAUCAAUUGUUAGAUGAAAGUAGAAUAUAACACUAGCAAUUGGAAACCACCAUCAAUUCCUUAUUGAUCCAUCCACUUGAUGAGCAGACUUAUCCAAUAAUCACCAAAAUAGUGACUUUAGCAUUGAAAUCAGAUAUCAACGUGGACAAUCUAGAUAAUCUAGUCUCUGUAGACAAUUCAGAGUUAAUGCUCUUAUUGUAGAAUACCAACUAGUUACCAUGCACUAAGUUAUCACAAAUCCUCAAUUAAUUGCCAGUUCAAGAUUAGUAAUUGUGCAGAGCAUACAUUUCAAAGAACAAUAAGAAUGAUUUGAAAGAACCUUUGAAUGAGUAGUUUGGUUAAGUGUUUUUGUAGUGUAACAGCCAUAGCAACAACAAUCAGAACAAGAAAACCAAACCAUAAGAGAGAUCAUCCCCGUUUAAUAAUGAAAACAAGGAGAACGUGUAUCAUCCAAAGAAACAGUAUAACAAUUAUGCCAAAAAUGACUUGAAUGAGUACUUGAACAACAAGUCAUAUACCAAGAGAAGAUGA
Messenger RNA from Paramecium tetraurelia, 1233 nucleotides. RefSeq lists its product as uncharacterized. NCBI's taxonomy places the organism in Eukaryota, Ciliophora, Oligohymenophorea, Peniculida, Parameciidae. The transcript has a single exon. The record is from RefSeq and is a predicted model, not a curated record. Gene Ontology annotation, molecular function: protein binding.